AUGGCAAUCCCGAUUGCAUCUCCAACGGCCUCUCCCCUUCGCUUGCUACCAGGCGUCCAAAACCUACAGCAGAAUUCUCCAUAUACUGACGUGUAUACAAAUGCCGCCAUAUCUCCUCUUCGUACUCGAUCAAACAUUCGGCAUUUACGGGACGAAACUUCACAUUCCCACCCAGAACCCCAGCGUUGGCAAAACCCCGGAGGUUGGGGUGCCCGGCAUAUAAAUGACCACGCACCAUUCACACUCUGGAGCGAAGAAGAACGCAAGUUUCGUUCCCCCACGAAGGAUGAGUUUGCCUGGAUCCAUAACAUGUCUGGGGCUAGUGGCAUGUUCAUUGGCGGAUGUCUGCUUUGUAUUACAACAACCUGUCCACCGAAACCAAUUCCGCUAACUAUCGGAACAAUGCCAGCGAUUUUCCGACGCCCCGAAGAGCCAUUCAAUCACCCAACCCUACUCCCUGAAUCAGGCUAUUCAAACCCCCGGAUUUCAGAUCCAUGCCCUUCUCUGAGGUGGCCUCCUAUGACAGAUCCAACCACUACUCAGAUGAUGAUGGUCUUAGAAGCAAUGUCGGAGGUUGCAAAUGUUGUUGCUGCCACCUUUUUCCCCAGCUGGACUGUGUUUGAGCUUGAGACUUCUGACAACCGAAGUUAUGGGUUAAGUUCCCUACCAGGUGUCGUGGCAGGCCACACUGCCCUGUAUCACCAUAAGGCUACACCAUUCCUUCCCCCACUACGAAGCCCGACUCGCCCCCGCUUGGUUGUCCCUAACCCAGACCAAGCUAUUGAAGACCUAACGAACUACCUCCAAAAUUCUCCAAAUCUGACCCCAGGUUGUAGAGUCGAGAGUGGUCUUAAUCAAUCAGGCCGCUCAACUACCUCUGCAAAUGCCUCUGCAACCGCCUCCGCAACGGCCGCUACAACAUGUGGCGUCAAAAUCUGCAAUUCUAUGGGUGAAGAAGCCCUCACUGUGGCCCAUCAUGGAUUUUUACACUCAACCGAUGUUUAUCACCCAUCUACACACGGAGGGGACUUCAUUGGAGAAGUAACUGAUUCUCGACCAGAGCUUAAUGUUGGCCUAGUAAAAUUUACGCCUGCCGCUUCGGCCAGAUUUACAAACUCUUGCUACUUCCAAGCUGCACCCCCAACCUGCAUCCUUGAAGGCUCCAAGGUAUCGGCAGGCUCGUGGAGCGAGGUAGACGGAAUGAGUUCAGGGAUGAUUAGCUUGAUGAAGGAGGCUCGCAGGAUCAUGCGCCCACCACGUCCGACUGGUCACCCCGCAGUCCUCUUUACCCAAUGGAACACCGGAAUCUUGUAUCGUGUGUUUGGAAAUAUCAGUAACCGGAUAUCAGAUGGCAUUUGUGGUGCCCCAAUCGUUGAUGUCAACUCUAGUGGAGUCGCUGGAUUUUUCCACCGGAGUGAUGAGGGAACCUAUUGCUACAGUGCGGAGCUUGAUGAUCUUGUGGCUGAGGAAUGGAAUAUUGUUCAGUAG
This is a messenger RNA of Penicillium verhagenii, 1488 nucleotides long. RefSeq lists its product as uncharacterized. The coding region runs from base 1 to 1488 and encodes 495 amino acids. Lineage: Eukaryota; Fungi; Ascomycota; Eurotiomycetes; Eurotiales; Aspergillaceae. The record is from RefSeq and is a predicted model, not a curated record. The transcript has a single exon.